GAGGCUCGUUUUCAACUUUUGUGGGAUUUGUCUUUUAUUUUGGACAGUUUUUAUAAAACAAAAAUGUUAUACACAACAUUUAAAAUUGAGUGACUUUCUGGGUAUUCACGCUUUUGUUAUGUGUCAUCAUUUCUCCUGUAAUUUUGCUUUUUGAACUCAAUGGGCCGCUGUUGCCUUCUUUGUUGCAGUUGUGGUAUAUUUUCUGGUGAGCCGCCUCUCCUUUUCGGUGUAUUAGAGAGAAACUGCAGGACCGACCGCAUUGUCUUCGUUUGUCAGGCGGGUAUGCACAAAGGCGACGCAAAUUGUAACAAUUUUCCUUUCGUUCUGAGGAUUGUUUUUCUUCGUAUUAAUUGUGAUUGUCGGUCUGCCAUCCAAAGGGAUUUUUAGGAAUCUUUCUUUUAAUCUUAACGACCCACAUACACAAAAUGAGACGGCAAGUACAGCUGUUUAUUUUACUUUUGGUUGUUUGUGAUGCUUUCGGGCAGGUCAGUUACUCUGUUCCGGAGGAAAUGGCGAAAGGUACCUUAGUUGGAAAUAUAGCUCAGGAUUUAGGCUUAGAUGUUAAAAGGCUAAAGCUGGGCAACGCUCGUGUUUAUUCCGGUGAUAGCAGAGAAUACGUCGAGUUAAACGCCGAGAGAGGAGUCCUUCUAAUCAGAGAGCGAAUAGACAGAGAGGCGUUAUGCGGUGACACGACGCCGUGCGCUGUGCAUUUUCAGAUUGUGUUAGAAAAUCCUAUGGAGUUUUACAGUGUUACAGUUGAAAUAACAGACAUUAAUGAUAAUCCGCCAACGUUUGAAAAAAAUGAAAUUAAAUUCAUCAUUAGUGAGUCUGCUGUUGUUGGGGCUAUAUUUGAUUUAGAAAGAGCUGUAGAUUUGGAUGUGGGUACAAACACUCUCCAAAGUUAUGUCCUCAAACCAAGCGAUAAUUUUAUGCUUAAAUUGCACAACCAAGCUGACGGUACAAAAAAUGUUGAAAUGGUCUUACAAAAGCCCUUGGACAGAGAGAAAAAUGAUUUCAUUGCGUUAGUGUUGACCGCUGUAGAUGGAGGAGAGCCACAGAUGUCAGGAACAAUGCAGAUUUUUAUUUCAGUGUUAGAUGCCAAUGACAACGCACCCGUUUUUACGCAGCAGGUAUACAAAGGCACUGUAUCCGAAAAUGCUACAAAAGGCACAACUGUGACUUCUGUUCGUGCUUCAGAUGCUGAUCAUGGAUUGAAUGGUAAAAUAACAUAUUCAAUCACAAAUACUUUGGAUGACGUCAGACAUAUGUUUGAAAUAAACGAUGAAAACGGUGAAGUUAAAUUGAUUGGGCGGUUGGAUUAUGAAAAGAAAAGACAUUUCCAAAUCAAUGUACGGGCAAGGGAUAACGGAGGACUCACUGAUUCUUGCAAAGUUAUUGUCGAUGUCGUUGAUAUAAAUGACAAUGAACCAACGAUUAAAAUUAUGUCUAAAUCAACAAUUAUAUCAGAGAGUGCAAAGCCCAACACAGUUGUUACAAUGAUUAACAUUCAAGACCCAGACUCAGAUGAAUAUGGUAAAGUUCAAUGUUUUAUAAGUGAUAAUAUUCCUUUCGUGUUGAAAUCCACAUCUAAUAAUUUCUAUACCUUAGUAACAGACAGUGAUUUAGACAGAGAGAGAGCCUCUGAGUAUAACAUCACUGUGACCUGCUCUGAUGAGGGAGUGCCCUCCCUCUCCAGCAGCGUCACUCUCACCUUACAGAUCUCAGACAUUAAUGAUAACGCACCUGUCUUUGAGAGGAGCUCAUAUGAGGCCUACAUUGUAGAAAACAAUACACCAAGUCUCUCUAUAUUCACAGUGAAAGCCACAGACGCUGACUGGAACCAGAAUGCCCGUGUUUCUUACAUACUGGAGGACUCCUCCGUUAACGGAGUGCCAGUCUCCUCGUAUGUGUCCGUUAGUGCAGAUAGUGGAGUCAUCCAUGCAGUGCGCUCUUUUGACUACGAGCAGAUCAAAGAUUUCCACUUCCGCGUAAGAGCGCAGGAUGGAGGCUCUCCUCCACUCAGCAGCAACGUGACUGUGAAAAUAAUGAUCCAAGACCAGAACGACAACCCCCCUCAGGUUCUGUACCCAGUUCAGACUGGUGGCUCUCUGGUGGCUGAAAUGGUGCCUCGUUCAGCAGAUGUGGGCUAUCUGGUGACUAAAGUGGUGGCUGUUGAUGUGGACUCUGGACAGAAUGCCUGGCUCUCCUAUAAACUGCAGAAAGCCACAGACAGGGCGCUGUUUGAAGUGGGCUUACAGAAUGGAGAAAUCAGAACUAUCCGCCAAGUCACUGAUAAAGAUGCUGUCAAACAAAGACUGACUGUUAUAGUGGAGGACAACGGGCAGCCCUCUCGUUCAGCUACAGUCGUUGUUAACGUGGCGGUGGCGGACAGCUUCCCUGAAGUGCUGUCGGAGUUCACUGAGUUGACCCACGACAAGGAGUACAAUGACAACUUGACUUUUUACUUAGUCUUGGCUCUGGCUGUAGUUUCCUUCCUCUUCAUCACGUGUUUAGUGGUUAUUAUAUCAGUCAAAAUCUACAGGUGGAGACAGUCUCGCAUCCUGUAUCACUCCAACCUGCCUGUCAUUCCAUAUUAUCCACCACGUUACUCAGACACUUUGGGGACAGGGACUCUGCCCCAUGUGUACAACUACGAGGUGUGCAGGACGACUGACUCCAGAAAGAGUGACUGUAAGUUCGGCAGAGCUGGUAGUCAGAACGUGCUGAUAAUGGACCCCAGUUCUACAGGAACGAUGCAGCGGAUACAGAGUGAAAAGAGCAUCCUGGAUGAACCAGACUCUCCUCUGGAGGUUAGAAUUUUCCAACCAUUCAAAAUUAAUGUUAAGAAGUUAAUACUUGACAUCUUAUUUUCAGCACCUUGGACAGCGACAUGAUCUUUUUUUCAUAAAAUAAUUUACAUUUCAAAUUAUUUAAAUGAUUAUUUCAUGCAAUCAAUACAGCUCGGGGAAUUCCCUUCACACAAUCAUGUAUUUCAGAUAUCUGAAUUACUUUGAGUAAUAUUUUUGAAACGUAAACUCUUUGAAUGCUUCCCAUAUACUAAACGAUUAGUUUUCAUGUUUAGUAUAUACAUAUGAUAUUUCAUGUUGAACAUUUAAAAUGCAAUGAUAGUUCAUGAACUCAAAGUGCCGCUGUUGCCCAGUCUGUGUCAGAUUUAACGCGGACAUUUGUACCUCCCAUCAUGGCUUUAUUUUAGAGAGAGAAAGAGGGAGAAGCAGCCCUCGUCGUCUACAGUUUACUGGACACAGGACGUCGUAUCUCUUCUAUAUUUUGGGAAUAUGAUUUAAAAUCAGCUUUAACCUCUUCAUUUGGGAUAAAAAAAAAUUCAUCGCAUCCAUACAUGCUUGUCAUCGGGAUAUCGUCAGAGAGAACAAUGGGAGGGCAAGUACUGUUGUUUUUCUCGGUCCUCUCUCUCAGCUCGGUACUCGGACAGGUCAGCUACUCUAUUCCUGAAGAAAUGUCGAAAGGCUCUCUAGUUGGAAACAUGG
Molecule: messenger RNA, 3506 nt
Organism: Haplochromis burtoni (Burton's mouthbrooder)
Lineage: Eukaryota; Metazoa; Chordata; Actinopteri; Cichliformes; Cichlidae
Product: protocadherin beta-16-like
Exons: 2
Coding region: 426-2894 (822 amino acids)
Biological process (GO): homophilic cell-cell adhesion
Cellular component (GO): plasma membrane
Molecular function (GO): calcium ion binding
Source: RefSeq, a predicted model, not a curated record